UGGGGACCGGCGGCCGCUGAUCUAACUUCCAGCACAAAUACAACAAAAACAUGGAGGAGAAGAAGAAAGAGGAGAAGCCAGAAGAGCAACUUAGAGAAGAUGAAUUGGAUCUGCCAGAAUCCUUACUGGAAUUUGAAGUUGAGACAAAAGAAGAAGCAAUUGCUCGGGUGUUAUUUCAUCUGAAACAAAUGGAAGAAAAGAACAAAGAAUAUCGUAAAAGGAAUGAGCUCAUGCAGAAACAACAGGAGGCACACAUUAGGUCCAUCCUAAGGCACAUAAAUCAAGAGAAGAGACAAGAUGAAAAGGAAGCUAUAACUGGGGAUUAUGUGGAAGAGUCACUGAAGAAAAUGUGGCAAUAUGUUAAGGAAAACGAACAACUUGUGGAAGAACUGCACUCUCAGGUUGAAGAAACUGCCCAAGGACUUUCAGUUAAGCAGAGCGAGAGAGAUUGUUUGUUGGAGUACAAAAACGUUGGAAGUAAAAUACAACUCGACAGGAUCAUGAAUCUGGAAAAAGAUAUCAAGGAAGUCAAAGAUGAGUUUCAGAGAGUUACAGAGUAUUAUAGUAAUGCUUUGAAAGCACUGAAAGAAGAAAAUGACAGAGAGGUUGAGAGGUGUGUGGAGUUAAACAAGGAACAGGCCCUUGAGAACGCUGUACGAUACUUAGACAAAUACAGCCGCCAAGAAAUUGAAGCGAACGAAUGGCUGAAAGAAGUGGUUAAGAUGCACCAAAAGAAAGUAAAUGAAUUAAAAGCUUCUGUUCAGCUCCUGGAAGAAGAAAAUAUUGGUUUAGUGACAAAACUGAUUGAUAGCAGACUUCAGAACUUGAGAGUACCCAGACAUUUGUUUCUUACCCAGGCAGCUGACCCGCAAGAUGAAUUUCCUAAGGAUGAAAUAAAAGAAGCAGAGUAUAAAGACCAUGAAGCAAAGGCAGAUGGAGAUGAAAGCCUCAGGAGUGCUGAUGUCCCCUGUCAGAAAAAUAAGGCCUUUGGAAAGAUUCAGUCUAAAUCAGAGAAUGAGAAGCCUCAAGACAGUGAUGAGGAGCUGCAGGAAGAGUCUUUCACUCCAAGUCUCAACAGCUUGUUGUGCUUGUUGUAUGCAGAUGAAAAAGAUUUCCAGGAAUAUUUAAAGCUGGAUCCUCUGGAGACACAGCUGUUGUGUGUGAUUGGAAGAGCCAUGCCCAUUCAUGAAGAACCAGGAGAAAUGUCAUGCAGGAGCCACAGAGAAGGUGAUAUUACUGGUAAAUCCAAUGGACGCAUCACAGCUGAGAUGAUCAAGGCCUUAGAUAAACAAAAGGACAGCCAGCUGGGAUUCAAUCUAGACCCAGCCCUGCAAUGUCAAAUGAAGUGGAAAGGCUCACCUCACUAUUCAGAUUCCUUGACUAAUCCUGGUACUCCUCCUAUCACUCCAACCAGCUGUUUGGUCGAUCACACAGGGAACCCAUUCAAGAAACUGACCCUGAUGAAGACACUCCACAAAAAUGUAAGUUAAAAAUAACUGCUGGCACAACAGAGACAUAGGAACCAGCAGUCAGAGAUGCCAAAGCACUCAUGAACUGCCUGUCCCAAUACACCCUCAACCAAGGGAAAAGCUUUCUCCUAGACUGCCACUGAGAAAUGGCUAUACUCAGAACUGUAGUACCUAAGAAUGGUUGUAAAACAAGUCGCCAUUUCUGAGAUUUCCAGACAUAAAUGUCCUGAGGAAAGUCUGAAUGAGCCAGGAAAGUUUUGGGGAUGUUAGAAAGCCUAUUGGUCCUUCUGGAAUGGUCCCUUUCCCCACCUGCUCAGACACUGCAUGUUUUUGAACAAGUAACAGCAAUUCAGGAUUUGAUUCACUGAUAAAACAUUCUUGUUCUGAAUGUAGCCAGCUACAUGAACAGGAUACACUUAUUUCUACAUCAAUAAAGCCCAUCAAGAAUAGGCACUGUCUUAAAAUUAAGAAGGUUAUGAUAAAACUAACUGAGGUAAGAAAGGGCAGACAAUUUCAGGCAAAACCCUGUCCAGAAAAACAGGACAUUGAUUUGGUGAAGAGUAAACCAAUAGGAGCUGGAAGUCAGUCUUCAGUAAAAUAGUUCAGAAAAGCAACUGCUGCUGAACUAUAAGCAAUGAAAUGAUAUACAGCAUCAGACUUUGGAGUUGCAGAAG
Molecule: messenger RNA, 2143 nt
Organism: Cuculus canorus (common cuckoo)
Lineage: Eukaryota; Metazoa; Chordata; Aves; Cuculiformes; Cuculidae
Gene: CCDC83
Product: coiled-coil domain containing 83
Exons: 13
Coding region: 51-1490 (479 amino acids)
Source: RefSeq, a predicted model, not a curated record